Molecule: messenger RNA, 1725 nt
Organism: Trypanosoma theileri
Lineage: Eukaryota; Euglenozoa; Kinetoplastea; Trypanosomatida; Trypanosomatidae
Exons: 1
Coding region: 1-1725 (574 amino acids)
Source: RefSeq, a predicted model, not a curated record
AUGUGGCCGAGAACCAGUACUCAUGGUGCGAGUAGACCACCACCACCACCACCACCACCACCACCACCAGCACCACCAUCACCGUUUCCCACAGGAAGGGAAUGUACAGCAGAUGUGCCAUUGUGUGCUCCAUCAUCAUCACCAGCACUAUGGCGUAGGGGGUUCCCAGGACCGCCACCUCCUCAAGCGAUGUCAAGACUGGGAUUACCGCCUAGGGCUACAAUAUGUAUUAAAGGUUUACCACCAACUGUAGACAACAGUCAAAAUUUAUUACCGUUUGUCCCAAGAGAAGGAUUGAUCGCUUUACGUGUAAAAAGAAGUGGUGGUCGAGAUGUUGGGUUUGCAGAAUACGAUUCUGGAAAAUCUGCUCACGAAGCACUACAGUGGUUCUACAGACUAAGAGUAACAACUAAUAUUGCUUACAGUUGUUUGUCUCACAUGCCACCUUCAUGCGAUAUACCACCUUUAGGUUAUCGCUACCCUGUCCCAUAUGUGGAGUAUAACAACUGUAUUGGAGACUCUUCUCGUACCAUGGACUUGCUUCUGAAAAGUGUUAUUCUUGAUGCUGAAUGGUCUGAUAGCAGUCCUACUUGCCGUCCAAAUUUUGUUCCCUCACGUACUUCACCGAACCCUUAUUUUGAUCAGCAAAAUCAACAAAAUUACGGUUGUAUUCCUUCAAUGGCUAUGACCCCAGAACGUAUUUCUCAACCACCGCAAUUUGGUUUUCAUUCGACCCCCUUAUCUCACACCGGUCCUAUCCCAGAGACUCACUCACGUCCUGAUGUGCCAGGACUACAAAAUAUAUCGUGGGACUCCCGUCCUAAAAGUACCGAAUGCUGUCAUGCAAUUUCUGUAGAGAGCGGAUGGAACCAGGGUUGUAUGACUCAUCCUUCUAAAGUUGGUAUGUCUAUGCAAUCUGGAGUUAAACCUCAAAGACAUCGGUGGCACUCCCAACCUCAGCAAGCGUGGGGCCAAACUUCUACUGAGGGUGAUAUCCAUAUGCAUGGUACAUCAUCCAUAACACAGAGUGACUCCUCUCGUGCAUGUUUAUCGGAUUCUACUCUCCCUUCUUUCAUUUUGGACGAUAAAGAUCUCCCCAGCAGUACACUUUUUGUAAGGGCUCUUCGUUAUCGACCACAUCAUCUCCAACAGAAUACAUCAUCAUUUCGUGCAGCCUCGAGUUCCCCAAUUUCAGGAAGAGCAGAAGAAGAAAUAGUGGAAACAUCGUACGAUUCUGGAACUUCAGUACCGUCUGAGCACCAGUACCAACAACGACGACAACAACAACAACAACUCGAUCGUGUCGUUCAGGAAUGGGCGUGUCUGCACCAUCACCACCAUUUUUCGGCAUAUCCAGAGGUUCAGUCGAAUAUACCGUCUUCAAUACCUUGUAAUGCUUCAGCACAUUCUGGGAUGCCAGCAGAGGUACAAGAAGGUUCACCCACAUUUCGCUCUCUUUCAUCUUCCCAUACAGGGGAUGACACAAUUACUAAUGAGGUCAUAAAGGGAGUUUUAAACCGCGAUUUUUUCUCGGAACGUUUUGCUGGAUUCUGUUCCUACAAGUCAUUCGGCAAGCAGUGUGGUUUUGUGCGGUUUGAAACAUCUGAGGAUGCGCGGCAGUGUUUGUGUUGGUUAAGGCGGCAGCAGAAUUUACGUCCAUUCAUUUCUGUGCAGUUUGCGCGUCAGGACACGAGGUCGUGUCGUUUUCACAAACGAGGGAGUUAG